This is a messenger RNA of Ostrea edulis (European flat oyster), 7211 nucleotides long. RefSeq lists its product as uncharacterized. The record is from RefSeq and is a predicted model, not a curated record. Gene Ontology annotation, biological process: protein localization to ciliary inversin compartment. Lineage: Eukaryota; Metazoa; Mollusca; Bivalvia; Ostreida; Ostreidae. Gene Ontology annotation, cellular component: ciliary inversin compartment. Gene Ontology annotation, molecular function: protein binding.
CGAUGGCGCUCGAGUUGAUAAAAUCAUAAUUUUCUGAUGAAAUCGCCUGUAUAAAGAUUAGUGCCUCGACUUAAUAGAAGAUCAUGGCGAGUUCAUAUGAAUCAACAUCAGAGACAACAAACGCAAACAGAGUUAGUCGUGUCGUACUCCAGCCCUGUACGGAUGGUCUACGUGACGUACUGUGUCACUACGUCCCACCACACACAUUCCCUAAUGUCAUCAAACAAAACAAACUCAAUCUUCCUCGUCUGACGGCUGCUCAGCGAGACCUCAUUUUACCACGACAUGGACAUUAUAAAGGGAACUAUAGUGACAUGGACAUAUCUUUACUGUAUACCUUACUGAGGAAUAUAUCUGGCAUAGCACCACACUCCAAUGGCUGGAACAGAGAUCCCGACCCCAGCGACAGAAGUAUCUCCGCCAACAUCGAGAGGAUUCAUUUGGUCCGGAAUUGUUGUGUUCACUCAUGCGAUCCAUUCAUGUCCAACUCAGACUUUAACUCCCUCUGCUCCACCAUUAGAUCAGUUAUGGUGGAUCUGGAUGCCUUCCUCAUGAAUGGAAACAAAUAUGUAAAGGCGGUGGAUUUCCUACGUUACGAGUCGAUGGACCCUGAAAAUGACCUACAUUAUGAAGAAGAACUGAGGAAGCAGGUGGAGGAAGAUAAGACGACCAGGAAAUUGGUGGUCAACCUCAAAAGGAAGUUUGAAGAAUCAGCAGAGGAAACCAAAAACUUGCAUGGUAAAGUUGCGAAAUUAACUGAGUCUUCCAUUCCCCAAAAUGUGAGAGAGCAAUAUGAUAUUGACAUUCAGAAAUGGAGAGAGGAAGACAAGAUUUACUAUGAAACCCACAGCUUUCCGUCAAUGAUGGAGAAAGUGAGGAACCAACCUUGUGUAACGUUUGUCGGUGUACCUGGGUCUGGGAAGUCUGCUACGGCUCACCACAUCGCCCCCAAGCUCCAGGAGGAAGGUUACGAGGUUGUACCAGUUGAUGAAAUCAAAGAGAUAAAGCAAUACUGUGACACAAAGAAUCCACAGGUUUUUGUUAUUGAUGAUGUGUUGGGUGUCUUUGGCCUUGAUGAAAAUAAUUUAAAGGCAUUGACUACCUUUAAACAGAAAAUAACACAGCCUUGCAUGAUUAAGUCUAGAACUUUGAUGACAUGUAGAGAGGAUGUGUUCAAUGAGGCAUUGUCUUACAAACUAUUCCUUACCAAAGAAGAGACUGUGAUUAGGUUACACAGUUCUGUUAAUGCAUUAAAUGACAAAGACAAAAAACAGAUUCUCCAGAAGUAUGGUUUAAAUGUAGAUCUAAUGUCAUCUGCAUUGCUGACAUCAACGUCUUGCAUGUUUCCUCUUCUCUGUAAAUUGUUUUCAAAGGAAACAAAAUUCCAAGCUCUUGGUUCAAAGUUUUUCCUGAAUCCAGUCCCAUGCAUCAUUGAUGAACUUGAUCAUAUGCAAAGACAUAACAAACUAAAUUAUGCAACGCUUGUUUUGUGUAUGCUAAAUGAAAACAGCCUCACAAAAGACAUUUUAAAGGAUAAAAAGAAUGAAAAGUUCAUGGAAAUGAAAAUUAAUACUUUGGAAAAUUGUGAAUUCGAAAGCCAAACUGAUACAUUUAAAUUUGUGAAAGCUUUGUCAGCAAUGGAGGGGACAUACACAAAACAGUGUGGUGCACAGUACACAUUUAUACAUGACUCCAUGUUUGAAAUUUGUGCUUAUCAUUAUGGCAAACAGUUUCCUGACCAAAUGUUGCUGUAUAUGAGUAGUAGUUAUAUUGCUAAUUUUGUCAAACCACAGACAAGUGAACCAGAUAUGGUUAACAAAGUGAAAGAGAAACGGAGUGAUUCUCAAUCUAUUGAGGAGGAUGAGAGUAGUGAUGAUAGUGAUGAAAAUGAGGAGAGUAAUGAUAAAAACAAUGAUAGAGAGGAAUCGUCUGAUCUGUGUAUAAGGUUACUUGAGGAUCAGUACCCACUGUUAGCAGAGAGAUUGUACAGAGACAUACAGAACAUGGAGCUGUAUGAUGUUUUCAGGAAUCAGGUUUUAAAACACCCCCAGGUGUGUCAGGCUUUUAUUGGUGUGUUAGAGACAAAGUCAUACACAGAAUUAAAAGACUUAUUUCUGUCCAGUCAGAAAAAUGUUGAUAAGAUAGUGAGUAAACAAAAGUGUGUGUUAGAGGAUAAUGAGAAGAGGAGUGGUGAGAAUGGAUGGGAUUGUGUAAAAGUGAUCAGCUGGGUGGUUUGCUACGGACAUUAUCAGAUAUUAAAGUACAUAGUACAGCAGACUGAACAACACAAUGAAAUAAAUGAAUUACUUGAGGUAACAGGAAAUAAUCCAUAUCAAUCUACAUCUGGGAUUUAUACAUGUAAUAAAAAGGAAAGUGAAUACAAUAAGUUUUUGGAAGAGUUUAGAUUACUUGCAUUGAGUUGUUUCAGUGGUGAGGUACAGACAGUCAGAGUUCUGCUUCCUAUCUGUAAGAAAGCUAUCAAUGGGAUAGGUCAAAUCAUUAAAUGGGAUGUUCCUUGUUUUUGGUUUCGUUGUUCCCCUCUUACUAUUGUAUGUAGCGGAGAACAGGCACUGGUGAAGGAGCUGGUGAAGGCAGGGGCUGAUGUCAAUGUACUGGAUAACAAUGGGGAUACACCACUUAUAUUUGCAUGUAUGGUAGGGCAAACGAGUUUGGUGGAGGAGCUGGUGAAGGCGGGGGCUGAUGUCAAUCUACAGGAUAGACCGGGGAAUACACCACUGACAGCUGCAUGUAAGGGUGGACAUGUGAGUAUAGUGGAGGAGUUGGUGAAGGCGGGGGCUGAUAUCGAUCAAUGGGAUGAUUAUGGGGAUACACCUCUAACUGCUGCAUGUUAUAGAGGACAUAUUUGUGUAAUGGAGGAGCUGGUGAAGGCGGGGGCUGAUGUCAAUCUACAGAGAGGCGGGGUUUCACCAAUGAUGCCUGCAUGUAUAGGAGGGCAAAUGAGUAUGCUGAAGGAACUGUUGAUGGCGGGGGCUGAUGUUAAUCUAGAGGAUGAUGACGGGAAUACACCACUGAUCUAUGCUUGUCAGGGAGGACAUUUGGAUGUGGUGGAGGAGCUGUUGGAGGCGGGGGCUGAUGUCAAUGAACAGAGUUUGUAUGAGAGUACACCAUUGAUAGUUGCAUGUCAGAAAGGAGAUGAAAGUAUUGUGAAGGAACUGAUGAAGGCGGGGGCUGAUGUCAAUCUGCAGUAUAGACGGGGCAAUACGGGGAAUACACCAUUGAUAGCUGCAUGUAAGGAAGGACAUCUGGGUAUAGUGGAGGAGUUGAUGAAGGAAGGGGCUUAUAUCAAUCAGUGGGAUGAUCAUGGGAAUACACCUCUAACUGCUGCAUGUUAUAGAGGACAUAUUUGUGUGAUGAAGCAGCUGGUGAAGGCGGGGGCUGAUGUCAAUCCACCGAGUAGCAGGAUUUCACCACUGAUAGCUGCAUGUAAGGGAGGGCAAAUGAGUAUGCUGAAGGAACUGUUGGUGGCGGGGGCUGAUGUUAAUCUACAGGUUGGUGACGGGAAUACACCACUGAUAGCUGCAUGUGAGAAAGGACAUGUGAGUAUAGUGGGGGAGCUGUUGAAGGCGGGGGCUGAUGUCAAUCUACAGGAUAGUCAGAAGAAUACAUCACUGAUAGCUGCAUGUAAGGGAGGACAUGUGAGUAUAGUGGGGGAGCUGUUGAGCGGGGCUGAUGUCAAUCUACAGGAUAGUCAGAAGAAUACAUCACUGAUAGCUGCAUGUAAGGGAGGACAUGUGAGUAUAGUGGAGGAGCUGGUGAAGGCAGGGGCUGAUGUCAAUCUACAGGAUAGUCAGAAGAAUACACCACUGAUAGCUGCAUGUGAGGGUGGACAUGUGAGCAUAGUUGAAGAGCUAGGGAAGGCGAGGGCUGAUGUUAAUCUACAUAAUAAAUGUAGGAAUACACCACUGUUAGCUGCAGCAAGAGAGUGUCCGUUAUCAACAGUGAAAUGUCUAGUGGAACAUGGAGCUGACUUGGUUACUCAGGUUGUUGAUAUCAAUAUGUCAGCAGUAUAUAAAGCAUUAAUACUGAACAAACCAGAUAUAAUGAAAUAUCUCAUACAGGAACAAAAUAAAAUCAAUCCUGGUAAAUUUAAUGGAAAUGUACACCUAUUUAACUGUCUGGUGGACAUCAGACAUGCUGGAGUUAAAACAGACAGUAGGGAUGAUGUGGUGGUGACAGACAGGAAAGUGUGGUGUAUGGAUAGAGCGCCAGAUUUGUGGACGACAAUCUGUAGAGGAGACUGUGAUGAACUGAGACGUUUGUUAUGUGUGGGUCUGGAUGUCAAUCUGUCGAUACAGUUGUAUAAUGACAAAAGUCUGAUGUGAGACCUCUGUUGUAUACACUGAUUGAUGAGUGUGUUCCUUUUAAUUUUUUUUAUGUUAGUUUUCCGGUUGUUUGUGUUAGUUAUAUAAUGGAGAAGGUGAGGAUCCUACUGGGGGCUGGGGUGGAUGUCAAUAUCAGGGUGAGGUAUAGAGAGUAUGACACUGUGUUAGACAGGGAGGGUGUGUCUGCUCUAGAGAGAAUGAGGCGAAUGAAGUGUCGUUACAUUAAACGUAUGCCUGGCAGAGACAGUAUGUCUAUGCUUGACAUAGACAGUAUGUCGAGGAGAGUGAUGUGUGAGAUAAAAAAACAUGUCAGAAGACACUCUGUAUAGUCCCUGAUAGAAUUGUAGAGAGAUGUUAUUACUGAGUACAAGAGAGGGAUGUGUGAGAUAAAAAAAACAUGUCAGAUGGAAGUCUGUGUAGUCCCUGAUAUAAUUGUAGAUGUAUAUUGUUACUGAGGACAAGAGAGAUGUGUGAGAUAGAGAAACAUAUCAGAAGACACUCUGUAUAGUCCCUGAUUGAAUUGUAGAGAGAUGUUGUUACUGAGUACAAGAGAUAAAGAAACAUGUCAGAAGGCACUCUUUAUAGUCCCUGAUAGAAUUGUAGAAAGGCGUUCUUACUGAGUACAUUGUACAAACAAUUUGUAAUCAGGAUUUUGGAGAAAAGCAGAGUGAAAUUGAAUAUUUGCUUUUCAAAAGGGUUUUUUCCAUACUACUAAAAAAAAGUUAAGAAUCAUUUAAUUCGUUUCAUUCAUUUUUUAUAAAGUUACAAAAACAAGUGUAUAAUGUUAUGAAGAAAAGUGUUAUGGACGGAUUUAUACAGAGAAAUUUUUGUUCAAUCGCAAAUUGUUAAACGAUCAACAUUUCGAACAUGCUAGGAUGGGGCCACAAGUGUGUGUGUGUGGGGGGGGGGGGGGGGGGGGGGGGGGGGGGUCAAAGUUUUACAUACAAAUAUAGGAAAAAGCUUUAAAAAUCUUCUUCUCAAGAACCAUUGGGCCAAAGAAGUUGACAUUUACAUGAAAGCUUUCUGACAUAGUGUAGAUUCAAGUUUGCAAAGGGUAGUUUGGGCCAUAAUAGGGACUAAGGUUUUACAUGCAAAUAUAUAUGGAAAGUCUUCAGAUAUGGGCCAAAGUGACUCAGGUGAGCGAUGUGGCCCAUGGGCCUCUCGUUUAUGAAUAACCUAAGAAUUAAGUUAAUAUUCUCAGUGUGUACUAUAAGGGUGCGGCUUGUGAUUGAUUAAUGACAUUUUCAGCGACCAGAUAAGCCAGUAAUGCACCUGAGUCACACAUAUCGAAAUGUCACGUCAGUAGCGCGUAUGUCCUCCAUGAGCUGUAAUACAGGCAGUGCAACGCUUUCUCAUGCUUCGAAUACAAGCCCUUAUGGUAGCCUGGGGAUGUUAUUCCAUUUCUGGUCCAAAAGCUGGUUGAUGGUGUUUGGAGGGUUGGUUCUAUGCACUCGCAUUCGAAGUUCAUCCUAGAGAUGCUCAAUAGGGCUCAGAUUGGGUGGAUUCACCGGCCAUUCCAUUCUCGUGAUAUUGUGCUGCUGGAUAAAAUCAUUCACGAUUCGUCCGCGAUGGGGUCUGGCAUUAUCAUUUUGAAAGAUGGCGUUCCCUCCUAGCCUUUGAAGAAAAGGAAGAUCUAUUGGCUGCAGAAUUUCAUCAAUCUAGCAUCGAGAUGUUAAAUUUCCACCAAUAGCAGAAAGUUGAGUCCUUCUGUUAGCAGAAAUACCGGCCCACAACAUCACGGAACCACCGCCGUAGCGAUCAUAUUCCCUCACAGUAGCGUCAGAAAAACGUUCUCCAGGACGGCGGUACACAUGUACUCUGUCAUCAUUAAAGCGAAGAUUAGUUCUGCUUUAGUCAGUGAAGCACACAAAAGUCCACUGGGCUUGAUUCUAGUCCUGUCACGGACAGAAUUGGUCUCCCUGUAUCUCGCCAUUAACAUUGACACUGUGCUUGAGCUACCCCAAACGUUCUGGCUACUUCAUAUGUUGGUGAACCAGCUUCCCUACAGCUCUAGAUCUUUCCGCGGGCAACAACGAAGGUCAUUUACCCAUGUUGACAAUGACGUUUGGUAGUAAUACGUGGGUGUUCGAUUUCGAUUCUUUUACUCUUCAAGGUGUUGUUUAAGGUUGACUUAACACGGAAUAAGAGUGGGUGCAGGUUACGAUGCCAAACCAAAUUCAGGAGCCUGUUUGAAAAGGUAGAUUUUCUCCGGAAUAAUGAAAUCUUUCUUCACAUGGACCAUUUAUUCAAAAUGUUGAAACUCAUACUCACUUGGGAAUAAUAUUUCACAAAGAUGGAAGUUGGAAAAAGCAUAUAUCUCAAAUACAUGCCAAAGCAUGCCAACGAUUAAAUGUCUUAAGAAUGUUAAAGUAUCAACUUAUUGGGAUAAUUGUACAGAGAGAGAUAUUAAUUUACUUGAAGAUGUUCAAGUUGCAGCAGCACAAAUAAUUACAGGUUUAAGGGUAAAUUCAUCAAGAUCGAUACUUUAUAAUGAACUUGGAUGGGAUAUCUUAGCAAUAAGAAGGAAAAUACAUAAACUUGUGCUAUUCUACAAGAUAGUCCAUGGAUUAACCCCCAUUAGAAUAUAACCUAGUUUGUCGACCAAUCAGAUUUCAAGAAGUUGUUCAUUAAGUGGCUCACUUAUUCAUUAAGAAUUCCCAACAGAGAGAUAUCACGUGACUGACUGUGAUUGGCUAUUUGAAAAUAAAUUUUAUGACAUUGUAAAUGUUCCCAGCCAAUGAAAAACUAGGUUACAUUCUAAGCCAGUUAGAGUAUAUUAAGUGAAAUCUUAUUGGAUAAGAAGGGGCUCGCUCACUAACGUUCGCUCCGCCCCUUCUUAUCCAUUAAGAUUUCACUUAAUAUACUCUA